Salvelinus fontinalis (brook trout) is the source of this 648-nucleotide messenger RNA. It is a transcript of the gene ndufs4, whose product is annotated as NADH:ubiquinone oxidoreductase subunit S4. NCBI's taxonomy places the organism in Eukaryota, Metazoa, Chordata, Actinopteri, Salmoniformes, Salmonidae. The coding region runs from base 44 to 556 and encodes 170 amino acids. Gene Ontology annotation, biological process: electron transport chain. The transcript has 5 exons. The record is from RefSeq and is a predicted model, not a curated record.
UUUACCUUCCCGGACUCCGUACAUAUUAGCUGUUGACAGAAUCAUGGCGUCCUCAAUGUCACUUCUAGGUUUGGGACGGGGUUCCCUGCUAAAUACAGCCACUAAAGUGUUCCUGCAUCCCGUCAGGUCGGUGAGCCUGACAGGAUGGAGGCUGGCAGAGAAACCAGGACAAGAGACGCAACUGAUCACCGUGGACGAGAAGUUGGACAUCUCCACUCUGACCGGGGUUCCCGACGAACACAUAAAGACCCGCAAGGUGCACAUCUUUGUGCCGGCCCGCACGGCCAUGCAGUCAGGAGCCCACGGAACCAAGAAGUGGAAGAUGGACUUUGACACCCGGGAACGCUGGGAAAACCCUCUGAUGGGAUGGGCCUCCACGGGUGACCCCAUGUCCAACAUGAACCUAACGUUCACCUCCAAGGACGACGCUGUCGCAUUUGCAGAGAAAAACGGUUGGAGUUACGACAUCACGGAGAAGAUGGAGAAGAAGCCCAGAGUGAAGUCGUACGGAGCCAACUUCUCCUGGGACAAAAGGACUAGGAGGUCUGCUAAGUAAACUGGACUGUCCUGACUCUCUGGUCUGAAGACACACGCCUGUUGUUGCUUGUACCAUAAUUACUCUCUACCUGAUUAAAUAAUACAGGGAUA